This is a messenger RNA of Acipenser ruthenus (sterlet), 4946 nucleotides long. RefSeq names its product mucin-2. The coding region runs from base 291 to 4946 and encodes 1551 amino acids. The record is from RefSeq and is a predicted model, not a curated record. The transcript is spliced from 12 exons. Lineage: Eukaryota; Metazoa; Chordata; Actinopteri; Acipenseriformes; Acipenseridae. Gene Ontology annotation, molecular function: calcium ion binding.
UCAACGGCAUCCAUCCCACUGAGAAGAGGAUUUCCUCCCCUACUUCCAAAACACUCGUAAAAGAAAACUUACAGAGAGAAAGAGUGAGUCUGUCCGUUUCAUAGGUUACCCCUUUAAGCGGUGCAAAACCAAUUAAACUUCUUUAUUAAUGGCUGAAGUCUGGGUUUAAUAAGGGAUUACGUUUACUUCUGGUUCCACCAUCACCGCAGCUGAAGGACAAAGCAUCCUAAAACUUAUCAAGAGAGUCAGCAAAUCUUCAUCUAAUUCUAUGGGAUCUAGAAAUCGUCACAAUGCAACUUCGAAUGGUUCUCUUUUUUGUAAACACAGGCUAUCUGCAUUCCUUAAUACACCGUGACUGUGGUGGGAUCAUUGAUGUCAGCAAGGAAAACACAGGAGUUUUACAACAUUCAGAUAAUAUGCACGGACUAAGCUGCACGUGGCUAAUUGAGGCACUGUCUACAGAAAUUGUGCACUUAGCCCUUCUCUCUAUUGAUAAUAAAACGUGCAUUAGUGUAUAUUUUGGGAACAGACGAAAAAUAUCAAUUUGUGGCUCAAGGAAGGAAACGUUAUUGUCUGGGAAAGGUAGAGGUGUAAUAACCUGGCAUGCUGCAGCUGGAAGUUCUUUAAACGACACCCAGCUGUCAAUUAAGUAUACAGUCUUGGUAAACUGGUGUGCUAGACUGUCUCCUUGCUUGAAUGGAGGGACUUGCAUACCUGGAGAAUCGUCUGCAGUGUGUGUGUGUCCAAAGACCUGGCAGGGGAAGCACUGUGAAAGAGAAACCCUGAAUCUCCUCGAGGAAAGACUUCCCCACACUGAGUCACACUGGCGAAAAGCUCCUUUGAGUCAGGAGACAAGCUUCCAUGGCAUUCCAGAAAUUUCAAAAAUUCCAAAAACCACACUUAAUCGGAGGAAACUGUGGUUCUCGAGGCCUGGUGUUCUGACAACAUUCAGUGGCAAGGGAACAGCAUGGUAUGGCACAACCGAAGGCCAGCAGAGGGAUGAGAAUAACACAACGAAGGCAUUCCAUAGUAACAGUUCAGUCAGCAGUCAUUGGCCCAGAGACAGCAAAAGCAAUGCUGUCAGAGCUGAUAAGGAAACACUCCCGUCCACUCAGGAAACUUCACAUAAUAAGAAGGACGCUGCUCUAUUAACAAAUCAGGCACUUUCACACAUCAUGAGAUUUACUGCAACUGGUGAUCCAUCAUUAGGCUUGGCUAGUCUGGCUACUGAAGAAAUUCAGAAAACAAAGCCCACAGGUGUGACUGCAAUUCCUGUCUCGUUGAUGAAAACGGAAGAGAGGUCGCAUGCUCCAGAAAAUGGCUCAUCAUCGCUAAGAAAUAUUUUCCAUCUAUACACACUGGUGUCUGCAACAUUCCCAUUUUCUCCAUCCCAGGAAUCCGCUUCACAGACUUUCACUGUCAAACCUUUCCCACUGACCACUAGUUCCCAUGACACUACAGCACCUCCAGAUACCGUACACAAUCCUACAGAGUCGCUGCCACCACGGCAUGAUCAGGAGAUGGAGAGCAAUGACCGAGACUAUAGACGUGGAACCAAAUUGGAAGUAUCGCAUGAAAUGAAAAAAGACACCUUUUCUCUGACUUCGAUUAUUCCUGAAAUUAACAUGCCAACUAAAACAAAGUCAUCACAUACUUCGAAGGAUCUGUUGAUCAGUGGUUUAUCCACUUCAUUCACAGGCUCACCGGCUAUGUUUGGUGGACACAAGACUAGCAGAAACAUCACAGCUUUUUCUAGUACAGCUACUUUGAACUAUAACCUCAUGUCUAUGUUAACUUCUUCAGGGACUGGCCCUACAGAGUUUAAAAAAGAUACCACAGAGACAGGGUUGGUAGCCCUAAGGCAUCCUAACGUCUCUCAUUUACUCACAACCCCAUUGGAAUUCUCUAGUGAAGUCACACUUGACCCUGAAGGAGUCACAAAUUCUCCAUCGCAUCAUCAAAGGAACACUGAGCACUCAUACAACAGGGAUUUAACAGGGGUGACCGGAAACAACAGUUUGAGUUUACAAACUGUCAAUGAACUCUCAGGGACAGCCAAAUAUGCUACUGAAAUUGGCAAAGAGGCCAAAGACUUUUCUCGUGAGGCCAGCGAGAACAGAACACAUCAAAUAACCGCUGACACUCCUACUCCAUUGAUGGAGGAUUUCAGUGUAAGCCGAUUUGAGCAUAAGUUAGUUCUGAUGGUUACUAGAAGCCUUCCUGAAGGAGAAAUGUAUAAUUUUAUGUCUAAUGGGGAAACAGCAUCUGAGAGUGAUGUGGGUGUGUCAAUUUCAACACAAGGGUUCAGUGAAAGGGCUGUCCCAUCUUCCACAAGUGAAGAGGAAGUUUCCACGUUGACUACUUUGAUAGAAAGCAGCAGGACAGCUGGUCUGGAGAAUAGUACUCUUGACACAGAUUUGGUUACACCUCAUACAGGCACGACAGAAACCUGUAGAUGUCAUGCUACAGGGGUUACACCAUCAACCACUACUUCCAGUCCAGAAAUAUUUCCUCAGUCUGAAAGUACAGCAUCUACAUCAGAACCGCCUACACCUGCUGUGCAUUCCUCGCCAAAGCUGUCGAUAGUGGAUCAAUCAAGUACUGCUGAACCCAGUACCCUCUCCAUAACAACACCUGAACAGAUAACAGUGUCUCAAAAUACCAGGCAAUCAGCCUCACCUACGGAAACAUUCGAAGAGAUGUCCGUGAAUAAUGAUGUCAUCUCAUCGGAAGAUGACAUUAAAUCCACAUCAACUUCAGCAACUCCAACUGAAAUAGAACCUACGUCUUCAGAGAGCUUCAAUUCAAGCCCUUUUUCUUUUACAUUGAGUGAUACAGUAACACAUUACACGUCGACAACUGUUGGUUUAGAUCAGUCAGUGGAGUCGCACACAUUAGGCACAAGUUUGCCACAAGAGGAAACUAUUGUGCCGGACAGUGCUUUGUCUUUUUCGACCCCUCUGUUGACUGGUUCUUAUGCUGUUACAGUGACAAGCCUUAAUACAGGUGGGGCAAUGGGACCAACUCUGCAGACAACCACAUCACUGAAUGCAGUGCUUCCACAGACAGUAUCACCUCGAGGGGAGGGCAGUUCAACUACUCCUGUUAGACAAACUGAGAUGGGAACAGAGGUUUUAAGUACAGGGUAUUCCAGCACCACAGUUCCAAGUGGCAAAACCCUUUCAACUGUUUCUCAAAGCACUUUACCCCCUGCCAUGGAUAAUUCAAGUUGGAGUCCGACGAGUUCUACCACGCUUUCCCCUAUUACACAGUCCACUCCUGUUUCUGCAGUAAACUGCACUGCAGGAAGUGGUAAUGUUGCAGAAUCGACAACAGCCCUGACAAAUUUGGAAUCCAUUACAACCGAACAGGUUCCCACCUCGCCAUGGGAGACACAAGCUAAAGGUAAGAAGAAUAGCACUCCAAGCCCAUCUAGGGGCUUGCCAGUGGCUCAAUCAAGUACCUUAACUGCCUCCACUUAUAACAGCACUUUUGCUAGGCACACAGUUUCUGCCACUAUGAAAACAAGACCUACUGCUGAAUCAAACAAAAGUGAAAGCACUCCAAUGCCUUUCACAGGGCGUGUGAACGUGACUUUAACCACUCAGACUUUAACCACGUCUACGAUUCCUACCACCACCCUGCGUGUUCCUGCUUUUGGGAACAGGGUAUUGACGCCUGCAUCUUUUGGACUGAAAACUGCAAGAAGUUCCCCUGCUCCUCCUGUUAUGUUUACCACAUCGAGAUACGAGAAGACUGAGAGGAUUUACAUAGUGGGGGAUCAGCCACCCAUUAUCAAAGAAAAACAGAUCAAAGUUCCUUCCCUUCUUGUGCUAGAAAUGGACUUCAGUAAAGACCAUGCAAAUCCUAAAUCCAAAACCUUUGAAAAUCUCGCUGCGGACUUCCUAGGAAAGGUUGAUCCAUUUUACAAGAAGAUUCCUGGGUAUCAACACAUACAGAUUUCAGGAAUCAGUGGCAGUGUGCUCAUGGAGUAUGACGCUGUGUUCAGUACGGAAUCAGUGCUGGGGUGGCUCGGGGAUCUGGAGGGGCUGCUGAACAAGACAGGUCUGCCUGAGGCCGUCUCCCAGGGAUUCUACGUCAGAGGAGCCAGAGUGCUGCGUGUAUCUGUCCGGAAGCGGCUUGCUGACCUGUGCUCCUCAGUGUUCCGCUGCCAGCCCGGGUUCCACUGUGUCCCUGCCAGACACAGCAAUGCGAGCUGCACCUCUCUGUGCCACAGGGACUACUGUGAAAACGGCGGCAUCUGCACCCACCAGAGAGGACAGCAGCCUGUGUGCCAGUGUCCGGUUGGUGUUGAUUACUGGUUCAUGGGUCUGAGGUGCGACCACAAAAUGAGCCAGCAGAAGCUGAUUGGAAUCGCGUUCGGAGUCCUCCUCGCGGUCGCUGUCAUGAUGGCAACCAUAGCCUUCCUGGUCAUGAGGAGGUUCAAGACUUUACUGAUGCAAGCCAAGGUUGACCAGACGAGAAGCAGUUACCGGAGAUUCAGCCGCUUUGAUGACAUCUCGGAGCAGUGCUGGUCUCAGCCCUGGUUGGACUCCUCUGCUAACUCACUGGACAACCCUGCCUUCACUCACUCUGAUGAGCUCAUUCACCUCCGGAGGCUGGACAGCAGCUUCUCUAGCUGCCUGGAGGAGUCGCUCACCACCAGCAACAGCAGCAAGAGGAACAUGCCCCACAUUAGGAAUGUCUUCAGGCACAGCUCUCAGUAUAACUGGGAUCUCGGUGACCGUAGCAUCAACGAUCACAUGGCAGACUCGGGCAAGGCCAGCGAUCUCUCAGUUUCCAGCUGGCCUAUGGAGCCCAUUCAGUGGACACCCUUCCCCAUUCUGCAGCAGCUUGGGAUUGAGAGCCCGUUUAAGACACGAAGACCCCGCUCUUUCUGUAAAGGAAUGGAGCUGGUUAACCUGGAGAGAACCUGGACUGCUUAA